This is a messenger RNA of Sodiomyces alkalinus F11, 367 nucleotides long. RefSeq lists its product as hypothetical. The record is from RefSeq and is a predicted model, not a curated record. Bases 110 to 313 code for a protein of 67 amino acids. The transcript has a single exon. Lineage: Eukaryota; Fungi; Ascomycota; Sordariomycetes; Glomerellales; Plectosphaerellaceae.
CACAUGAUAAUGUUCAUAAUAUCAGUGAACUAGGACUCUAUGUUAUGCUUUAGUACAUUUAGUUGCAACUUGGUCUGUUCCGUUUAAUACCUUAACCCGGGUUCACGCUAUGGCAUCCAAGGACACGGCAAAGGCAAAGAUGAAUCAAAAGAGGGGAAGAGAGAAAAUAAUAAGAAUAAAACAACACAAAAAAAAGAAAAAGACAGGACUUCAAUGGGAAAUUGAACCCAACCCGAUUCGAACGGAUAACCUUCAGGAAUCCCCUAUACUGGAAUCUGACGCGCUACCGUUGCGCCAUGGGUCCUCGGAAUGAUGGUUCCGUCGCGACGAACACAAGAUAAGGCCGGCAAUUGUUCAUUCCGCAGCC